This is a messenger RNA of Crotalus tigris (Tiger rattlesnake), 5441 nucleotides long. RefSeq names its product family with sequence similarity 110 member C (gene FAM110C). The coding region runs from base 278 to 1363 and encodes 361 amino acids. Gene Ontology annotation, biological process: regulation of cell projection assembly; positive regulation of cell migration. The record is from RefSeq and is a predicted model, not a curated record. The transcript has 2 exons. Lineage: Eukaryota; Metazoa; Chordata; Lepidosauria; Squamata; Viperidae. Gene Ontology annotation, cellular component: cell cortex. Gene Ontology annotation, molecular function: alpha-tubulin binding.
AAGAAGAAGCGGUGGAGGGGGUGUGUACUCAUGCAUGUGUGCAGUUAGAGAGUGUCUGCAGCAGGCACAGACAGUUGGGCUUGGCCAGAGCAGAGGUGUUUUGCUUUGUUUGGAAAGCACUGAGACGGAGACAGCAACCGAAGUUGGCUGUUUGUGAGAGGUUCCUUGGAUUGCUUAUCCCAGAAGAAUCAGAGAGGAGGAGGAGGAAGAGGAGGAGCUUUGAAUUUUUCUUUCUUUUUCCUGAAGUGCAAAUCAGCGUGGGACACCUGAGCCUGCUAUGCCAGCUGAACUCUCCCACAUGGGGAGAAUGCAUGCCAUCUCUGAUUUCCCCUCCUCGCUGACAGCACGGCUUCUCCAAAAGGGUCCAGAACACCUUCGCAAGCAGAUGGAGGCAGCCAACCCUAGCAGGAAGAGCGCAGUGGAAAGGUUGGCAGCAGAUAAGGCCAAGUAUGUGAAAAGCCAGCAAGUCAUCAGCAGGAAGCAGGUGCCGGCCAUCACCCUCAGCUCAACUUCGGAGAGCAGCAGUGAGACUUGCUCAGUGGGAAGCAAGAAGAUCGAACUCUCAAGAGAGGAGAAGGACACGGCAGCCCAAGUUCCCAGGACCGCAGAACUGAGCCCGGCAGCCCGGCAGGGCAGUCCGCCCAUUGUGAGGCGCAACAGUGGUAAAAGGCAGAUCCGGCCAGAUUCCUUGGUGAUCUAUCGUCAGAAAUGUGAAUUCGUCAGAGGUCAAAGCCAGGAGAAUACUCGGGGGAAUUUAGUCCGGAGGUUGUUCCAGGGUUCCUUCAAGGAAAAGCAACUGCUUUCUGAGGUGUCCAAAGCAGUUCUCAAGGAAGAAACCAUUCCUGAAGUGGAAGGGACUAUCUUGGACAAAGACACAAGCCAUAGUUAUGAUCUAGAAGGACAGAAUUCAUCCACAAAGGCAAACCCAAUGCCCUUUCUGGUCAGCAGAUGCAAAACUGCCCUAAAUGUGACUUCCUCACCUUAUGACCUAAAGGAGAUGAGAUCGAAAGGUCUUCAAAGAUCUCAGUCGGAUAUCAGUUCACGAUAUUCAAAAUCCUUCUCUGAAUUUGACACUUUUUUUAAGAACUGUGGCCUUGCACCUGAGGUAAUAAAAGAUUUAGGCCAAGAGAAUUUUUCAGCAGCUUCAGACAAUUUCUCAUUCCAUCUGCACAGCAUCAGUGGGACAGCUUCUGAAAGUGAUUUCACAAGACACAGUGAUGAGGAUGGACUCCUGGAGGAAGAGCUCACAGAACAGGGGCCUAGUGGCACCUCUGUGGUUGAACGCAAUGCUCGGAUAAUCAAGUGGCUGUACAUGUGCAAGAAAGCCAAAGAGGCUAAUGUGAUGAUGCAGGACUUUGCAUAAGGACUGCUUCCUUCAUAGAGACACCCAGAAUAGAUGCAUUCAGUGAAGACUGAACACAACAGAGAGCGUAUUUACAGCAACCAUUUCUCCCUUACUUCUUCACAGAGGAGUAGAGAAUCUUUAUUGCUUCUUAAAGGAUGAAUUGAAACCUGAAGCUCAGACUCAAGAAAUGGAAACCGAUGCUCCUUAUUGUGGUUAUGAACAGAAAGCAAGAGUGAUCUUAAUUCACGCAUGGACCUCUUUUGAUGUACAUUUUAAUAACACAGCAGAAACCUAAAGUUAAUUGUCUCUGAGAGAUAAUUUCAUUGUUUCCAACAAUGAAAAGCAUAAUUUCUGUAUAAGAAAUCUUUGUGUAUCUGUGUUUCUGUGUGUAGUUUUGUGUGUGUGCGUGUGUGCAUGCAUGUGGGUGGGUGGGUGCACUGUAUGAAGAGUGAGAGAGGUACAUGUCCACUUCGUGGUUUGUAUUUAUAAGAUACUACACUGAUGGAUAUAGAUGAAUAUUAACUUGUGGAACAAGCUAAAUGUUUGGAAAUAAUUCUCUCCAAGAUUCUGGUUUUAAUUGCUCAGUUAAUGUUUACAGUGGAAUAGAUAUGGUCUUCUAUAAGUAUAGAAAGCUGCCUUUCAAUUAGGCAGAUUCUAUGUCUGACUGUCUGCCUACUUACCUACUUGCCAACCUAUCAUCUCAGUAAUAAUUGAGAUGACACAGGAAGCCAUAAUAGUGAUUUUUGCCUGGGUUGAGUAUGUUGUGCAAACUCAGAACUCUGAGUUUGUGGACCUUAGUGCAAUGCUUGAACUGCAAAGGGCUUUAAAAAAAAAAACAACAUUGUGCCAGUACUGUCUUUAGCAAUUUGCACCCAUUCUAGGAUUUCAGAAAAAAAAACUUUGUGGCACUGUCAUGGGGUUUACAGCACAAUUGCUUGACCCAGAACCCUUCCUUCCUUUCUAUUACUUUAGAGUCCUAAAAAAAAUCACCCCAAAAGGUUCAGGAUUGUCUCAGAUUAGAAAUAAUGUCAUCCCAGAGCUGCAACUCGUAAUCCAAUCCCAUUUCUCAUGUCUGCAAAGUAAGACGUUUGUCUUGUAUGCUAUAUUCAGUUUUAAUGUGCCAUGGUACUAAACAGUCGCCCCCCCUCCCAAAUAACGGAAUGGUGCUCAUUAUUAUAAAAAAAAGCAUUGCUUUUUUUUUAAUGGUACAAGUAGGUUGCACAGGCAGAUGCCUGGUUUAACCAAGCCGGCGGGCAUAGAGCUGUCUGGGGUUGUUAAAAUGUCUUUGAGAAGAUGGUUUCUGACUGUGGUUUUCCAGGUCUGUUUCUUUGCCACCCGGGAAUCGCUGGCUGUCAUUUCUGUAAGAGCAAGCAAGUGCAAACAUGUCUUUCUCUGCUCUUUCAGAAAAACGGCCUCGUUGGCAUUCAUAUAUAGCAAAUGGCCAUAACUGCCUGCCUGCCUGUCUGUCUAUCUUCUAUCUCUGUUUAUCUCUGUUUAUCUCUAUUUAUCUUUAUCUACCUAUCUAUCUAUCUAUCCGAAAGAAAGAAAGAAAGAAAGAAAGAAAGAAAGAAAGAAAGAAAGAAAGAAAGAAAGAAAGAAAGAAAGAAAGGUAGCAAAGCUGACACUGAAUAACCAAACUUAACUGCAGUCAAAAAUCAAAAUUAUUUUUUCUGCCUUAGAAAAUGUGGGGCAGUUCUUACCAGGAAAAUAAAGAGUUGUCUGAACUUUCCUCAUUCUUCAAAGGUAACAGCCCUUUUGUCUAAGGCUGGCAUGCACGGACUGGAAAUCAGGAACCGUUUCGUGCUAACACAAACCCAUCAUACUCCUAUGGUGGAAAAAGGUCCGUCUGGGAUUUGUCAUUCUCCUGCAAUAUUCCUGACACUGUUUUGGGUUAGUAGCGAGCAAAUACAAAAAGAGAUCUCUUUUAAAAGAUUAUUCUCACUGCAGCUCCAUACAAUAUAUCUUUUUCUUUCUCCGUCCCCCCCGAAAUCUACUAGUUAUGAUAGUUUUGCAGGGUUGGAAACAGACUGUCCCUAGAUUCCAGCUAUUGGGGACCAUGAGUUGCACUCAUUUCUUUCAGUAAGUUUUACUGCAGUGUGUGAAUGCAGCCAAUAUGCUUUAUAAACCUUAUGGCACAGUAACACAAAUCCGAGGGCUGCAUUGCACUUUGUGAAGCCUGUUGAGGAAGGGUGGGCAAGCUACAGUGCCUUUACGACCUGUGGACUUCAACUCCCAGAAUUACUGAGCCAUAUGGCUGGCUCAGGAAUGCUGUUAGUUGAAGGCCACAGGUCAUAAAGGGGUCAUGGUUGCCCACCCCUGCUGUUGAGCAUUAGGGCUUGGGGAGGGUGGGGUUUCAGAGUUUUUUUUAAAAUUGAAAUUAGAUGAGCAUCUACAAGGAAUUUUUUUUUUCUCCUUCUGGCUGACCAUGUCAGAUUCUUAGUGACUGCAUGGAGAAGCCCUGGCAGUUUUCUUGACAAAGUUUCUCAGAAAUAGUUUGCCUUUGCCUCCAUCUUAGGGCUGAGGGAUGAACAGGCACUCAUUUUCUCCUUAAACCCCACCCCCCAAACUAUAGGAGACUCUUCCACUCUGUGAGAGGCAUCUCUAGGGGCCCUAAAGGCCAUAUUUUCAUACCUAGUUUAUUGCUUAAUAUUGUGAAUAAAUACAAUCACCGUGACUGAUUCAAGAAACCAUGGUUAAACAAAUCAAGGAUUAACACAUGAGAACAUUUAGCCCUGUGGGUUUCCAGAAGUGAUUGAUUGAUCGUUGAAUCCAAGUUUAGAUAGAUAUUUGUUCUGGUCCUACAAAUAUUAACUUUAAUAUUGAUUAGUAUAAAGUAAUAUAUUAAAAAACACUCCAAAUUCCAUUUGUUGCUGCAACCCUUGCUUUUUCUUCAGCUCUUACUUUCCCUUCACUUGCCCCCCUCACCCCCCUCCUUGCCACAAUGGCUGAGCUUGUUCUUAAUGUGUGUCCUUUAUAUACAUACACUUCAGUCCCCACCACUGAAAGAUUGCUAAUCCCAAUGGGUAAGAGAGCUCUGUUUAUGUAGAUCUGCAUGCAAGGAUCAGAAAUGAAAUAUUUUUUAUUUUAAUUUAUUCUGGGCUUGGGAAGCUAAGCCAGCACUUAAAGUGCUAAUUAAUAGAGUAUAUUGAUGAAAAAAAAUAUGCUUGGUGAACAGUAAGCGGCUAUUUUGCUUUUAGUAAAUGCAGCCCAUUUAAUGCUCUGGAUGUUUUGAUAAUAUUAAUGAGGCAUUAAAAGAGGUGAGUGUGGGCUUUGUAAGAGAUAUAUCAUGAGCAUUUAUUUGUCCAUUGCUCUCCAAUCUGCUGUUAUCUGCAAAAUAUGUCAUGUAAUUGUAUUUUAAGCUUCCUGCUGAAAAGUCUUUGUGAAACCUAUUUUUUUCACUGUAAUGAGGUUUGUCACAAAAAAAAUAAUAAUAAUGCUGCUAACAUGGAAGAAAAUUAUUACUGCUGUGUGUGUAUGUCCUUAUAGUAAUGUGUCAAAGUUGCUGAUCCAAAAGGAAACCCACUGUACUUUUGCAUUCUUUGCAGAGUAUGAUAAGUUAUUUCGUUAAUUAUUGUGAAAAGUAAAGGACAGAAAAAAAUCCUCCUUUAAACUUUACAGCUAACAUGAUGACAGUCCCCUAAAAUAAUGAAUUAAUUUGUGUGGAAAAGUUCUGCAUGAUUAAACUAAACUAGGAUUGGUCAAGAAACAAUUAUAACACUUUUAUGAAUUAAAAUUUAUCACAUUAAAUUAAUGCAACUGUAAACUUUAUAAAAUAAAUCUGUUUCAUUGGGAACAAACAAAAAGCAAAAUCAGAUUUAAAACCACAUUUUUAAAAUGAAAAGAUGAGUUUGCUUACUUUCACAUAAUUCCUAAAAGCUGGAAUUCAUUUUGAGACAACAAAACAUAUUGCUUGUUCCAUAUUUAAUAUUUUUCCUCAUUCAUUUGUUCAAUAUGUCAGCAACUGCAAGACCUGAAAGACUAUGUUUGGGACAAACUGUAGAGAAAAACUCUCUUUAUGGUUGUUAGGUGUAGACACAAUUUGAAGCACAUCAUCAAUCACAGAAAAUCCUGAUUAAAUAAGAUUACAGCAAGAGUA